GGAUCCCUGUCAGGAUUCUGUGAGUCUUAGAUUGAGUCAGUAGGUCUGUCAGUCAGGGGUUAGAGUCGACGUGGUGAGGUUUGGAACCACCACCCGGUUGUGCACUUUUCACCAUGGUUGAGACCCGCAGUGGGAAGGACACUAGCCCCUACACCAAGGAGCAGCAAGAAAAAAUGGCCGCCUUAGUUAAGGAGAAUAGGGAGAGAAAAGAGCGCGAGAAGCAAGCGAAGUUAAAGGCGAUUGCAGAGGAACAGGCGGUGAAGAUGAAGGAAUUGGAGGAGGAGAUGGAGAAAAAGAAGAAGGCUGUUGAAGAAGAAGCGGCAGCAGAAGAAGAAAAAGAGAGAAUGUGUAUUGAGAGUAGAGAAGGGAGUAGCGGCAUGAAGAGAGAUACAGACAUAGAGAUGGAGAAGAGAAUAAGUGAGUGGGUUGCUAAUUUAUCGUUGGGAGAAGACGAGGAGGCGGAGUCUUACGUGACUGAGGAUGAGAGGGCUGCGCUAGCCAGUGAGCUAGCAGCAAUGACAGAUCCUAUGGAACGGCGAGAAAGGGAGGAGGAGCAGAAAUUGGCAUGGAAGUUGAGGAUGAAGAGGGAGAAGAAGAGGAGGAGAGAGGAAGUCAAUAAACUAACCGCAGAGGUGGCAAAGGUGCAGGAGUGCAGGGAGGAGGUGUUGGCCCAGCCGGGUGACAAGCCCAAGUGGGAUAAGGUAUUGGGGUACCUAGAGGUGCUGAGCAAAGCCUGGAUGGAGGAGCGCCAGGCCAGUUGGAGCCAAGACGUAGCUUUGAGUGCCAUGCGGUCGGGGUUCAGAGACUUUGCGCGCGAGAUCGUCACCCACAUUGGGGGCGAAGUCAGGCAACUAAGGGACAACGUAGGGAAGUUUUGUGAGGGCGCUAUCGAGGGCGCCAAAGCCAUAGCCGCUGUAGAAGGCGAGGCCAGGCCUCGCAAGGACCCAGUUAAGCUUAAAUUCCCAGAUGCUUAUGGAGGGAAGAAGGAAGAGAACUUUGACAAAUGGGAAGCCAAUUGGAGGAGUGCAAGAGCAGUCAAGGGUACCAUGGACGACUUGGUAGCCGUCCCGGACCAUGGGGUCACUGAGACCCAGUUGGUCCAGUUAUUUUAUCGUGCCAUGCCAGAGGCCCUACGUGGGCAUUUCUUUGACAAGUCUCAACAGGUCGGCAUCACUUACGAUGCGUUGAGUAGAGAAGUCGUCCUGUAUGAGUCAAAGUCCAUGCCAGUUACCACUUUCUGGCAUAGGGACUUAGAUAAGGGAAAAAAGUGGAAAGGUCGUAAGAUCUCAGGCCAAGUAAGGGCCAAGGAUCACAUGAUCCUUACUUUAGAGGAAGGUGGUACUGACGAGGUCCCAUACAGUCAGAUUGAGUGGGGCCUAGAGGAAGAGGACAGUAGCGUGGGACAGGGGAGGUCUUAUGCUGCUGUCGCGGCUGGAGGGAGGCCUCCAGUUAGAGGAGGAGGCCAGGGCCAAAGGCGCCAGGCCAUGGGAGGCCGAGGACCGAGCGCACAGGGGGUUGGCGGACAGGGAAACCGCCAAGUGAGAGGUGUAGAUAACACCUUGGCACAUUGCUGUCUCAGUGCUCCCGCGUUCACGCGGUUAGUGAAGAAGGAGCGAUUAGAAGAACAAGUCUUUGUAGUUUAUGUUAGACCUGUCACUGAGGCCAAGAAAGCGGAUAGCUCCACAGAUCCAAUCAUUGCCAAGCUACUGGAGGAGUUCAAAGAUUUGACCGAGUCGCCGACAGGAGUAGUGCUGCGACCCAUCCAGCACCGGAUAGAGAUAGAGCCUGGCAGUAGAACUCCUAAGGGUGCAGUCUACAGAAUGUCCCCUAGAGAGUUAGAGGAGUUGCGCAAGCAGUUAGAUGAGCUCCUAGAGAAAGGUUGGAUCAGGCCCAGUUCGUCUCCUUUUGGAGCACCUGGCCUGUUUGUCCCGAAAAAGGAAGGAGAGCUGAGAAUGUGUAUAGACUACAGGGGUUUGAAUGCGAUUACCGUGAAGAAUGUUGAGCCGCUGCCCAGGAUAGAUGAUCUUUUAGAUCGAGUGCAGGGUUGCAAGUAUUUUUCUAAGAUAGACCUGAAGUCCUGUUAUCAUCAGAUAGAGGUCCAUCUUGAUGAUCAGUAUAAGACUGCGUUCUGGACUAGAUAUGGGCACUAUGAGUUCAUAGUGAUGCCCUUUGGACUGACUAACGGGCCAGCUACAUUUCAGUGUUGCAUGAAUGAUUUGUCUAGACCCUGGUUGGAUAGGUUUGUCGUAGUUUAUUUAGAUGACAUCUUAGUUUUCAGCAAGACCCUCCAAGAGCAUCAGGGUCAUCUGAGGCAGGUCUUGGAGAAGCUUAGAGAGGCUAACUUCAAGAUCAACGCGAAAAAGUGUGAGUGGGCCAAGACACAAGUCCUGUACUUGGGCCACGUAUUGGACGGAGACAGCAUUAAGCCAGAGGACAGCAAGAUCGCGGCGAUUAGAGACUGGCCGACGCCCCGCACAUUGACAGAGUUGCGGUCGUUCCUAGGCCUAGCUAAUUAUUAUAGAAAGUUUGUGAGGAACUUUUCUACUAUCGCCGCUCCCCUGCGCAGAUUGCUUAAGAAAGAGGCAAUCUGGCAAUGGGACAAGGAUUGUACGUCUGCGCUCAAGAAGUUAAAGUGUGCGUUAAUAGAGUACCCCGUCCUCAAAGUAGCAGAUCCGUCUUUGCCAUUUGUCGUCACCACGGACGCAAGUCAGUAUGGGAUAGGUGCCAUGUUGCAGCAAGACGACGGAAAUGGCUACAGACCAGUAGAGUUCAUGUCAGCGAGGAUGCCCUCAGAGAAGGUAGCCACCUCGACGUACGAGAGAGAACUCUACGCUCUCAGGCCGGCUCUAGAGCACUGGAAGCAUUACCUGCUUGGGAGGCACUUCAAAGUGUACUCUAACCAUGAGACCCUUAGAUGGUUAAAGACUCAGGCCAAGAUGACACCUAAGUUGACUAGGUGGGCCGCAGAGAUAGACCAAUAUGACUUUGAGCUUAAGCCAGUGAAGGGCAAGUACAACGUAGUUGCGGACGCUCUGAGUAGGAGAUCAGACUACUUUGGAGCCAUAGUACACUAUCUGGAUAUAGGGAGAGACCUGCAGGAGAAAGUGAAGCAAGCGUAUGCGCAGGACCCUAUCUAUAGCGACCUCCUAUCUAUAGCGACCUCCUAAAGUUAGAGAGGCCCCAGAGACUGAGCCAGAUUACCGCACUACAGACGGGUUGCUGUUUGAGAAGACUAACGUAUUUGACCGCCUGUGCGUUCCCAACAACGAAGAGAUUCGUAGUCUAAUCCUAGGGGAAUGCCACGAUACUGAGGGACACUUCGGUUGGCAAAAGACUUUAGCCAACCUGAUGCGUGCAUUCACCUGGCCAGGAAUGAAGAAUGACUGCAUAG
Chara braunii is the source of this 3391-nucleotide messenger RNA. NCBI's taxonomy places the organism in Eukaryota, Viridiplantae, Streptophyta, Charophyceae, Charales, Characeae. The record is from the annotation of a GenBank genome assembly.